Amaranthus tricolor (Joseph's coat) is the source of this 1968-nucleotide messenger RNA. RefSeq names its product zinc finger CCCH domain-containing protein 6-like. The transcript has 4 exons. The record is from RefSeq and is a predicted model, not a curated record. Gene Ontology annotation, molecular function: metal ion binding. The coding region runs from base 200 to 1717 and encodes 505 amino acids. Lineage: Eukaryota; Viridiplantae; Streptophyta; Magnoliopsida; Caryophyllales; Amaranthaceae.
AUCGACGUGAUGUUCAUUUAUAUAGGUCUCAUCAGAGAUUUUCAAUUUCAAACGCCGCACUGUUUCACCACUUCUAAAUGCUGUUUUAAAAGUAAAAUAAUAGUAGUAAAACCCAGAUUUUUCUUUGCCGAUUUCAGGGUUUAUGUGGAUUCACUGAUAUUAAUCGACUAAAGGAUAAACAAACAAAGAUACACUAUACAUGAGCAAGCAAUUGCUAUCUCAGAGUAACUCGAAGAAAUUUAAAUGGGUUCCAGAUAAUAAUCUUUGUCAGUCGAAGGAUUGCUCCUCAAAAUUUGGCAGCAAAGCUGAAGAGAACCUUCUGGCAACGACAACUGGGAUGUUGGACUCUUAUAGAAUGAAGUUUGAUGACGCACCCCCUGCUUUAGCUUGUGUUCCCCAGAUCAAAUGGAAAUGUCCUCCUGUGUUCAUUAUCAAUAAUAACUGGCAUGUGGUAGCUGGUGAACAAAGUGAAGAAACUAGGACCCAGAUGUUUAGACAACUGAGAUUGCUUGAAGCUAUAUAUCCCCAUCAAUCUGCCAUUCCUUCAAGCCCCUCUGUUUCGCCAGGUUUGGGAGAAUGUGACUAUGAUGAUCAUGAAACCCCUCUUAUCCCGAUCAGUCCUUGUGGGGAGGAAGAUGCAGUAGAUUAUGAAUCAAAAACAUAUCCUAUUCCUAGUUCAGCGCCUGUGCAACAAGAGGAGGCAGUGAAAUUUGCACAACAUAUUACUCUCGAGGAACCGAAAGUGGCUGUUAAUGAGAAAUCAGUUGAGAUACAUACUGGUUUAGAGGGUGGGGUUGUUGCUGCGGCUAUUACUGCCUUUGCAGAACUCAUGGAAAGGAAUGAGAGUGGCCAGAUCGACACUGAUCUCCUCGGUAACAUCCUCAGUGAUCCAAAAAAAAUUGAGACAUUGUCAUUUGAUUCUACAAAAAUAACACCCAUGAAUGGGCCAAUGUCUGGAACUUCUGUAUCUCUUCCCAGCAUAGAUUGUCUGAGCACUGUGUUCCAGAAGCCUGUGAAUGAACACUCCAACAUGCACAAUGUUCAACAAUCAAGUAGACUUGCUUCAAAUGUGUUGACUAAUCUCGGAGCAACCCAAGUGCCAAAAUUGUCCUCGUCUUUACAGACCACUAUGCCAUCAAUGAAAUCAACAUCUCAGGCCUCCAUGAUGAACCGGGAAUUUCAGCCUUUUUUGUGGGCCACUAUGCCCGUAAUGAGAUCAAUAUCUCAGGCGUCCAUGAUGAACGAAGAACCUAGCAUGGCACUGUUACCUAGGCAUGGUCUCUUACAUGAAAAUUAUAGGAAGGAAAAUCAAAACUUUCCACCGGAAACUCAAUUUCAUCCACUAAUGAGCUUUCCGCGUUAUUCAUCUUCAUCAGAUGGACUAAUAUCACCUACUGUUGUGCCAGUCACCAGAGUUGUCAAGGAUGCGAGCUAUUACAAGAGACUAAUUGAGCUUCACGGAACUGAUAAAAGUGGAGGUCGGGAAGAGAUUAUGCAUCAGUACAGGCCAAGAACAUCUGAGUUGACACCAGCUGCUGGAAAACGAGAUGCAAGGGGAAAGAUACCAAGACCAUGCAAAUUUUUCAACAGCUCGAGAGGGUGCAGGAACGGGUCGACCUGCCCCUUUCAGCAUGACUCAUCGCUUAAGCUGCAAGCCGGAAGAUUGGCCGAUGUUUACAGUAGCAAGAGAAUCAAACUCAGUAAGAAAAUCUCUUAAAGAAUGUAUACUGAUUUGUUGGUUUUAUGUAGAGGUUUGUAGGUGAACUAAAUUGUCAGUCUCAGUGUCACAACUACAUCAUUCUAUAUCUUCAAUUUUUUAGGUGUCAUAACUAUACCAUUAUAUUAUUGAUAUAUUUUUAUAUCUCAAGUGUCCUAGUCACAAAUAUAUUAGAGUAAUUAUAAAACAAAAAAAUUAAUUUGGUGAUAAUUUUAAGUUUAAUAUUAUUUUGAUUAUUGUAAUAAAGGACC